AAGUUUUACUGAAUCACCGACAAAUUUGCGCAAGCGCAAUAUCUACUUCCUGUUUACAUUCGUUACAAAAAACUUUUGAUUCUUUUUCUUUUUUUACCGCAAUCAUCGGUUCAUUGAUAUUCCCGUUAAAUCAAGCUUACCUUUGUGGAAAACAUGGCACUUCCUACCAUGCCCCACUACUGGACUACCAGAAAAAAUUUGUAUGAACAGAAUAUUGUACGCCGUAGGAACCAGGACACAGACUUCAGAGAGAAAUGGUCAAAUACAGCAAAUUAUUUCCUGAAAAAUGAUGUAGAAAUGACCAAACAGAGGGCGUGGGAGUCAGAAGAUAGUAUGCAAGACAGUAUACAUGCAUACAGAAAAGGAAAGAAAGAAGAAGAAAAGAAAAAGAAUCUUCAAAGACGAAGAAUGAAACUGGCACAAAUGCUCAAAGAGGAAAGGGAUCAGUAUGAGGCUGAACUGAAAGGAUAUUCCAGGGACAACUAUUCAAGACUUGGCGAGAUGAAGGAGCGGGCAGAAACACUCAGAAGUGCACGAGAGGAGAAACGGAAAAAUAUUGCACAGGAAAAACUGUAUGAACACUGGAGACAGAAUAAUCCAGACAUAAGGAAGAUAGAGUCAGAGCAGCUGAAAGAUUAUGUAGUGGGAAACUGGCCAGCUCAAAAACAAGAAAAGGAAGAAAGAUUAGAAUCGGCGAGGAAAGAAAAGGAAGAAUAUGAACAACAGAUGGAAGAAGAAAGGUUGGCAGGUAUUGCAAGAGACAGGCAAAAGAUGGAAGAAAAAAUAGAGGAAGAAAGAAAACUGAAAGAAAAGUUAAAAGAACAGAUGUUAGAAAUCAGAGCUAGAGAUACUGAGGCCGAGAUGUUAAAAAAAGAAGAAGAAGAGUUAGAGAAACAACAGUGGGAGCUAGAAAACUUGGAGGAGGAGAGAAAACAAAUGGAAGAAAGAAGAAAAAAACAAGAUUUUGGGAGGGUAUUGUUACGCCAACAUAUUGCACAAAUGAGACGUCAUUCAAAACAAGUACAAGAAGAACUGGAGUUAGACAGAAAGAUUUUAGAAGCCCUGGCUGAGAAAGAAGCAGAAUUACAAGAAGUGCAGACAGCAAGGAAAGAAAAGGCAAAGGCUGAUGCUUCUUGGAUGAAAAAGGUAAUAGAGGAUCAGAUUCGUGUGGAGAAAGCACGAGAGGCUGAGUUAGAUCUUCUCUACCAAGAUGAAGCAGCACGUAUGUGGCAGAAGAGAGAAGCAGAGUGGGAGAAAGAGCGACGGGCAAGAGAAAGGUUGAUGAAAGAGGUUCUGGAAUCAAGAACAGAACAGAUAGAGGAGAGAAUGGAGGCAGUGAGGUUCCGUCACGAGGAAUCAAUUAAACAGCGGGAACAGUUGUUGAGGGAACUAGAGAUAGCCAAUCAGCUGACACGUAGGGAUCAGGAGAAAAUUGAGGCAGACAGAGAACAGCUCAAACAUGAUCUCAAACAACAGUUGACAGCACGGAAAGUGGAGGAGGAAGACAUGAAGUUGCGGUUACAGUUGGAAGAAGAUGAGGAGGAGAAAGCUGACAAAGAAUAUGAGGAAUUUUUACGCCAAGAAACAGAAAGAUUAAAAUUACGUGGUUUUACUCCCCGACACCACGGGAAGCAAGCAUGGAUGUGACGAAACAGGAUUUAUUCAGAUUCUUUUAGAUACAAAAUGGACUGGCUGACCUUCUGAUGACCUCCUUUCUACAGGUGUUAGAUAUUUAAGCAGCACAGUACAGUAUGCUAGAUGCUGUUGUACCUGUGACCUGUCACAUUGCCAUUGACGUAAAGGUGUUUUCAGUGACAGGUUGAUCUGCUUUAUCCUGGACCGGCAAAGUGGAAUGAGCAACAUACAUAAGUUUGAUCCUAGCAUAACCAUUUGUCUCAAACAUUAGCACCGAAAAAAUAAUGAAAGUGUAAAGUUUUGAGCUAAUAUUACUGUGUACCGGCAUAUUGACUUGUUUUCCAAUUUUACAAAGGUCAUUUACCGGUCAGAUGAUCUUGUACUAGUUGGGAAUCUUUUCAGAAGAGACUGUACGAAUAUUAAGCAGGAAAAGCUAUAGAGCUGAGACUCUAAGGUGGUCCUGUGAAUAAAAAAUAUAAAUAUAAUAUUUAUUUUCCUGGGUGUCAAGACUGAUCUUUUCUAUGAUAUGUUUGAAGAAAUCAGUGAUUUCUGUUCGACAUGCACAGUUACCACAAAUUCAAAUCAUCUCAACUUUGAAUGAAUUGUCAUAUGUAUACACUGGAUUUUAGCAAUCAGUUGCUUACAUUGGUCAGCCUUAGCUGACAUUUAUAUGGCACCAUGAUAUUAAUUUUUCUAUAUAUUUAGUAGAACAUCGACUCCUGUAAAAUCAGCAUUUUUGUGCAAGUAUAUAUUAUGCUAUAUUACAUACAUAUAGGCUUGCCAGUCAAUUGUCAAAACCACUGCAUGAAGUCCGAGGGCAAUAGUUCUGACUAUUGACAGGUUAGCCAUUAAAUGUCAUCAGAAAUUAAUUUUCACAGUUUCAUCUUUAAAUUUUUGACUUAAUAACCCGGUAAAAGUAUGUUGAAUAUAAACUGGUCAUACAGCACAAACUGGUGACUGGCUGUUUGUUAAAGGAGUCGUGUAAUAAUCACAUACGAUUUACUUGAAAACAAGUAUUCGCAAAAGUGUUAUUACUGCUAUAAGUAGACCUCAAGUUGGACAUAUAUAUAUUAUACCAGAUUUAUAUAGCGCCCUUUUUCAUGAUAAAACUCGUUCAAAGGUGCUUUAAGUAGUGCUAUUGCAAAAUAUUCCGCCACAUUAGCUUAUCAGUUUUGAUUACGGUAUAGCAAACUUUAAGCCUCAUAAAAUUCUAAUUUUACAAGAAAUUCUGUCAUCUUGAUGGAAACAUAGGGUAAUUGUAAUUGACACAAUGAGUAAUACAUGGUGUAGAGCCAAUUGCCAUUUUAAUUGUUGCUAGGAGAAUAUAUAUGUUGUAGAUAUUAAUAUUUUUUGCACAGUUAAUGUUGAUGUAUUCAUUUUUCCAUGUUGAAUCUUCAGUUUCUAGAUAUGUGAUAUGCACAGCUGAAGAUUUAUGCCAGCAAAGUUUAUUUAUUUUAAUUUUAUUUCAUUAUUUUUAUUGAAAAAUUUGAAAAUAUAUUAUGUGAAAC
Molecule: messenger RNA, 3143 nt
Organism: Mercenaria mercenaria
Lineage: Eukaryota; Metazoa; Mollusca; Bivalvia; Venerida; Veneridae
Product: trichoplein keratin filament-binding protein-like
Exons: 15
Coding region: 154-1647 (497 amino acids)
Biological process (GO): apoptotic process
Cellular component (GO): keratin filament
Source: RefSeq, a predicted model, not a curated record